UCGGAGAAAAAAAAUAAAUAAAUAAAAACGGCUAAUUUAUUUCCUGUGCUCUGUCGCCCCCUUCAGGCGCAGAGCGGCAUCGCUACAAACGGCCACAAUAGGCAGUGGGAGUGGACAAGCCCGCAGCUCGGCGGUGCGUCUUCACGGGGUGAAUCGCUCCUGGUCGGUGCUGGUACCAUCCGUCGUUCGUCAAAAACGGGAGCCGCGCACUGGGAGGAAGGAUGUAUUGAUCCGUUCGCCCGCACACUGAGCGGCCCCUCAGCCCCAGCCCCCACCCGGCGGGUCCCUCCAUGCGUCACCCCCGGGAAUGGAUCAGGAAUCCGCUGCGGCGUCCUGGGCCAGUUUGAUCUCCCUGACCGAACAUGAGCAGAGGUACUACUCGGGUCUCCACGCUCUGUGCCAGGCUGACGCGCCGGGAAAGCUGUCGUCCAGCAAAGUGGCGGAGCUGUUCAAGGCGUCUCAGCUUCCUCCGGAAUCCCUGCAUAAGGUGACUGAGGUGUGUGGCGCGAAGCACCUGGGUUACUUCGGCACAGCCCAGUUCUACAUCGCCCUAAAGCUGCUGGCGGCCGCCCAGUCCGGUCUGCCCGUCCGCCUGGAGAGCGUAGCCGGCAAUCUACCUCUGCCCAGGUUCGCUGGGCUGAAGAAUGAGCCGGAGACCCGAUACGUCGCCUCCGACCCCCAGGGGGCGCCGCUUGGCUCUGCGACCUGGAACGCUGCGGACAGGAGCUCCUUCAGACACCUGGAGGCCAACGCAGACAAGAAGCCUGAGGCGUGGUCUCCACCUCGAUCGCCGUGCGGCUCGCCGCCUCGCUCUCCUCUGACGUAUCGCAGCUACCCAUACUCCAAGCAGAGGAACGGCGUGGACGCGCAGAUCGCCUACGACGGCAAACUCUCCUCGCGGUCGAUCGUGCAGCUGGAGCAGCACUCCUCGCCCAGCCACUAUGUGAACAAACCCGCUGCAGAACAUCCAGCCGUGGCUCAGGCUUCUUCUGCAGAGAGGCUCAACCAGCCGGCCACGCUGAGCUACUCCGACGACGACCCCUGGAGGAUGACAGCGGAACAGCUGGACUAUUACACCAACCAGUUUAAAACCCUCCAGCCCGACCUGGGAGCUCUGAUCUUAGGAGCCGUAGCGAAGAACUUCUUCACUAAAUCCAAACUGCCUAUCCCGGAGCUCUCCCACAUUUGGGAGCUGAGCGACGUGGAUCGGGACGGAGCGCUGACCUUCACCGAGUUCUGCAUAGCCUUUCACCUGAUUGUGGCCCGGAAGAACGGCUACCCGCUCCCGGAGAGCCUUCCCCCGACCCUGCAGCCGGCACUGGCCCAGCACGAAGAGGAGCGGAUCCCAGACACUCCCGAGAGUUCGGAGCCUCUGAUUGUCUUCGAGGAUGCGGAACCGCGGUCCUGUCAGGCAGUGAAGGAUCCAAGCAGCAUAGCAAGGCUUAACCCAACCCUAGCCUCAAGGAAACAAGAUCUGCAAGAGGAAUCCCUCAAUAAAGACGGCGGCGCGACGCAUUUGGGGUCGUCUCGAGGGAAGCCCACUCCACAGCUGGGAGCGUUUCCUGAGAAGCCGGAGCCGAUUCAGGAUUUAGACCCGCAGAUGAGAACAAAAACAAGACAAAGGUCGUACUCCAGCACUUCCAUCGACGACGCCAUAAAGAAGGCAGAGGAGCCGCCCACGCCUCCGCCCCGCCCUCAGAAGACCCACUCCAGGGCUUCCUCCCUGGACCUCAACAAGCUCUUCCAGCAGAGCGCUCCAGGGGUGAAAAGCGGAUGGCUGCUGCCUCCUCCAGCUCUGCCUCCCAGACCGUCGGGCUCACAGGUUCCUCAUUUCCUCAAGGUGUCGGAGCAAGCUUCCCAGAGUAAAGUUCAGCAGCCGAAUUUCGCCAACUUCAGUCACUUUAGAGAAGAGGAGGAGAGCGGCGUGAAGCUGGAAGAGCCCGGUCCGGCCUCCAGGUUUGGACUGAGUUCUGAAGACCUGGGAAGCACUUCCCAACAGGACGUCUCCGGCACGCCUCACGGUCAGGUGCCACAAAAGCCGAUUCGGAGGAAGUACCACCCGGAAAGCCAGAACCUGGAGGCCGGAGCUCCGCCUCCUGCCGUGCCGUUCCUACCGCCUGCCAAAACCAGCCAAAAGCUGCUGUCCCGACAGAAGAGGGAAAUCCAGAUGGCGAUCCGUAAGAACCGGGAGACCAACGCCGUGCUGCGGCGUCUCAACAGCGAGCUCCAGCAGCAGCUGAAGGUGGUUCACCAGGAGAGAGUCACCUUGGAGUCCCAGCUGGAGCUCCUGCGGCCCUUGGCCUCCACGUGACGGAGGGGAGCGGCGGGGGGCCCCGAGCCGGCGUCUGCGUCAAAACGCAUCGGCUCGGAUUCAGUUAAUGAGAGCAACGUUUUGAAGCUGAAGUUUGUGUUUUUCUUAUGAAGGCCAUGUAACUCUCAAAGGGCUCAGAUAUUUUAGAAGCAAAAAUCGAAUUGUCGACUUGACAAACAGGGAAUCCUUGUUUAAUCAGGAGCCUCUGAAACCAAUCCCUAUUGGAUUCAUCGACGUGAAGAAAAAUAAACAUUGUGAUUUUUUUCUUUCUUUUUUUCUGAAUCACUGUAUGUAAAAUAUGACGACUAAUUUAUUCUUUCCUUUCUCAUGUCCUGUUAGUUUCUUCAUGUGAACGUUUGCAGCACAAGUAGUAGUUUGCACACACUCCCUUGAGUCUGAAUGUUCUUUUCCUGUGAUGAUGUUUUUAAAUUUUACAGGGCGUCGCAUUAGUACCGGCAUACACAAUAUAAAGCAGAUAAAGGUGCUACAGAUUCCAUUUUCUGUCUUAAAAAUAUAAAUACAGCAGAAAAAGAUGUAGGCAAAAAAACAAAAACAAAAUACAAACCUUGAGCAUGUGAGACUAAAAUGCAGAAUGACACACUGAAGAAUGUUAACUGAUUUUCAUCAGUUCUGCACAAUUCACUUGAAAAGUUUCUGUUUUUGAUUUAAACCAUUGUCUUUUUUAAUCUAUUCUUGUAAUCUUUGAUCUUUGAUGCCAGUUUUACUGUCACUCCUGACGACGUUCCAAAUGCGCUCGAUGCGUUGGAGCCCACAGCUAAAGCGCGCUCUCCGCCAUUGGUUCUGUUUGGCUCACAGGACGGUGGGGGUGUUGAUGAGCUCCACGUCGGCAUGUCUGUUACUGCAUGUGUGCUAAGAUGUUGUGAACUGGUCUGUGAAAAUAACCUGAAGACAUGCACCGACAAGAUGCAAAUCAGAAAAGUCAAUAAAGAUGUCUAUUUUUAA
Molecule: messenger RNA, 3274 nt
Organism: Poeciliopsis prolifica (blackstripe livebearer)
Lineage: Eukaryota; Metazoa; Chordata; Actinopteri; Cyprinodontiformes; Poeciliidae
Gene: reps2
Product: RALBP1 associated Eps domain containing 2
Exons: 19
Coding region: 308-2311 (667 amino acids)
Biological process (GO): endosomal transport; endocytosis
Cellular component (GO): plasma membrane; cytoplasm
Molecular function (GO): calcium ion binding; protein binding
Source: RefSeq, a predicted model, not a curated record